AUGCUACCCCGGGCGCUAUUGGUCGAUCGCUGUCCCCUUCUCCCCACAUUCCAAUCCGCUCCUCCUCCCCUUCUCCUGCUCGCUCUUCCUCUCCCCUUCCCCCCUCCUCUCUCUUCAAAUCCCCCUCCACCUCUGCUUCUUCCUUCACCUCACCUCCCCCCUCUGCUCCUCCUGCUGAUGCUGCUUCUUUCACUGCUGCAGCCUCCUGGAAGCUUCCUCAACGUGCCACAUCCCCAUCUCGAACCUCUCCAUCUCCAACCUACUCUCUCCGAACCUCCCUCGCUGCUUCGGCCCUCGGGGCAUGACGUGGGGCAUGACGUAGGGCAUGACGUAGGGCAUGACGUAGGGCAUGACGUAGGGCAUGACGUAGGGCCUGACGUGGGGCAUGACGUAGGGCAUGACGUGGGGCAUGAGUUGGGGCAUGAGUUGGGGGAUGAUUUGGGGGAUGAUUUGGGGGGAGGUGUGUUUCUCCCAUCAACCCUCGACUCCCCACCACCGAUUGCCAUCCGCCAGGGGCCUGUAAGGCGGCUGUUUGGGGGUGGUGAGAGCACGGCAGGGGAUGCAGGGGGCGUGGGAGGUAUAGGAGGAAUGGGAGCAGGAGGAGUGGGAGGUAUAGAAGGAAUGGGAGCAGGAGGAGUGGGAGCAGGAGGAGUGGGAGCAGGAGGAAUGGGAGCAGGAGGAUUGGGAGCAGAAGGAGUGGGAGCAGGGGGCAUGGUUGGGCUGUUUGGGGAUGGAGGGGGCAUGGCAGGGGAUGCAGGGGGUGCGGGUGACUCAAGAAUGGUAAACGGCCUGGAGAUUGGUUCUAACGAGUUGACUUUUGAGUCGACUCAAAAGAUUGGUUCUAACGAUGGUAUGGUGUACUAUAGGAGCCAGUGGGGAGGGGAGGAGGGAGGAGAGGAGGAAGGGGGGGAGGAGCAAACGGAGCAAACGCAACCAGCCAUGUAUUACGAGGGGUUGACGUCUCACGUGGUCUAUGGUGCUGCAGCAGCAGCUAAUGCUGAGGCAUUUCAAAAGCCAACUGGUGGGAUGGUGCGAGCAGGGGCAGAGGAAUGGCAGGGACCACAGAGUGCAGCAGGAGAGGUUUCUGGUGGGAUGGAGGAGUGGGAGCGGCAGCAGAGUGCAGGGCUGAGAGUAUCAGGUGUGCCAGCAGGAGCAGGAAUGAGCAGCAGCAGUGGGUACGGACGUGGGGGGUAUGAAAGCGGAACGGACAUUAUGCCAGCUGGCAUGGCAGCAGGUACGGCGGCAGGCAUGGCAGCAGGCAUGGCAGCAGGUAUGGUGGCUGGCAUGGCAGCAUACGAGUCUAACAGGACAACAGGCUCGGAAGUAGCCAUGGCAGGUGGCAGCAGGAUGCAAGGCAUGGGUGGUCAUGCAGGUGGCAUGGCUUGGUCUCAUGCCGCAUGGCAUGGCAUGGUGACCUCUCCUCCUCCUGCUGUAUGGCAUGGCAUGGUUGGGUCCCCUCCUGCCCCACACUCAGCACACUCAGUGCAGUCAGGGCUGCCAGUUGCUCUUCCACCUUGGCAGAUGGGAGUAACACCUGUUCGGCUGGUCCGGAAGCCUGGCCCGGGGCUGUCGUGCUUGGUCCGGAAGCUGCCGCUUCAGCUGGCUGGAGUUCCCCGGAGGGGUAUGCAGGUUCGGCAGCCCCUUGGGCAGGUAUGGGAGGGCAUGCUGGUUCAGGUAUGUGGUCCUGUGUGA
Molecule: messenger RNA, 1692 nt
Organism: Closterium sp. NIES-65
Lineage: Eukaryota; Viridiplantae; Streptophyta; Zygnematophyceae; Desmidiales; Closteriaceae
Source: the annotation of a GenBank genome assembly